AUGACAUCAUCUACUAACACCCAAGAUGACAAGGCAGUGCUAGCUGAUGAGUUUAACAGGAAGGUUCGUCCAUGUAUUGAUGCCAUAGAUGACUUAAGACAGUAUGGCUUGGAGAAGGACGUUGCCCUUCCUGCUGUUGUAGUCAUUGGUGAUCAGAGUGUAGGGAAAAGCUCGGUUCUGGAGGCUAUGUCUGGGGUACAACUACCGAGAGGAACAGCUCAGAGGGUGUUAGCAGGCGACUCAAGGGGCGUUAGCAACAGGUUAAUCCGCCUCCAAGUGGAGGCGCACAAUGUACCUGAUCUAACCUUGAUAGACCUACCUGGCAUCGUUAGAUUUUCCGAAGGCAAUGAUACUGUUGUUCAGGAGACAAGAAAGCUCAUUACGUCAUAUAUAUCGAGGCCUGAGACAAUUAUCUUAGUAUUGAUACCUUGUAAUGUCGAUAUAGAUACGGUGGAAGCGUGUAACUUGGCCAAGCAGGUUGACCCAAAUGGCGAUAGAACAAUAGGUGUUCUGACACGACCUGACUUGAUAGAUCACGGGGUAGGACCAAUCAAAGAGGUGCUAGACAUCCUCGAGAACAAGAAAAUGAAGCUAAAGAAGGGGUUCUAUGUGGUUAAAUGUCGCAGUCAGAAACGAAUAGAAGAAGGCCAAAGUUUAGAACAAGCCCUUGCUGAAGAAGUUCAAUUCUUCCGUACUAAUGAGAGAUUCAGGGUCAUUAAUCCGAUGCAAUGUGGAAUCAAACAAUUGUCAUCAAAACUGACACACGAACUUUACCUCAUUAUCAAGAACUGCAUUCCGAUGCUUCUUGAAGAGAUCAAUGCAAAACUUAUGACUGCAAACCACGAAAUUAAGUUUCUUGGAGGGAUUGGUCUCCCAAUUGAUGCAAAAGAAAGGGUCAGAUACCUCAUUCAGCUAUUGGACGAGUAUUGUGAUAAGCUCCAAAGAGUGUCAAUAGGUGACUACAGACACCAUAAGAAAAAGAUUCGAUUGUUUUCCAAAGUUAGAGAACUCACUGAUAAAUUCGCAACUGAUAUUGAAGAGAGAACCCCUACAGAUCAAGAUGCAUCGUUUCUCGAUAAUAUCAAGACUGAAAUCAAAGCCCAAAGGGGUAACGAACUACCAACAUUCGCCAACACCUACCCCGUAUGUGAGCGUUUGAUUAAUGAUUAUAUAUCUGUAUACAAACGACCAGCUAUGGAAUGCCUGCUGUCGGUAAAUGGUGAAGUUGAGAUCAUCCUACGGGGGAUGGCACAGGAUAUAUUCCGUAAUUUCCCGGUUUUAGAGUCAAAGGUCAAGGAAGUGACAGAACGCCUAGGAAAUAAGGCUUAUAAAGACUGCGAGAGAAAUGUAUACAGGCAGUUUGACAUGGAAAAGAUUGUAUGGACUCAAGAUAGAAUAUUCAAAGAAGAAAUGUUCAAUGGAGGCAAGAGAGAUACCUGGUGCUCAGAACCACCCACAAAUAGUAAAAAGGUUGAGGGGAAAAUAAACAAAAUUGAAAAGGUCGACCGGAUGAGAAGUAUUGACGACGCUGAACUGAAUAGCGAGGCACAAAAAGUUGCGCUAGGAGUACAGACGUAUAUCCAUAUUGCCAGUCGACGAAUCAUGGAUAUGGUCCCAUUAAACAUUAUGUUGCAUUUCCUUCAUACUCUUUCAAAUGAGAUAAAAAAGGAGGUACUGGCGUUGGCCACUUGUCCAGAUGACCUUGACAACUUACUUGAGGAGGACCAGAAUGUGAAAGAAAAACGAGACACAUUGAAGCGUAAAAUCGAGAGACUUGAAUUCGCAGCAGCUGCAUUGGCCAAAAUUUAAAUCCCAAAGAUGUUCUCAUUUAUUGUCGGUUUAGAAACAGCUACUAUCCAUUUGAAUAGACAGACUGUCUCUCACAGGCUUCAGAUAAAGAGAAGCACUGAUAAAUCAUAAUGGGUCUGCUUUUUUACCUCAAAAUUUAGUCAAUCAAUUUUACAAUCAAUUUUGUUUUCUAAAUGACUUUUGAG
Messenger RNA from Owenia fusiformis, 1994 nucleotides. The record is from the annotation of a GenBank genome assembly. Lineage: Eukaryota; Metazoa; Annelida; Polychaeta; Sabellida; Oweniidae.